Lotus japonicus is the source of this 1485-nucleotide messenger RNA. RefSeq lists its product as uncharacterized. Gene Ontology annotation, molecular function: DNA helicase activity. The record is from RefSeq and is a predicted model, not a curated record. Bases 1 to 1485 code for a protein of 494 amino acids. The transcript is spliced from 8 exons. Gene Ontology annotation, biological process: telomere maintenance; DNA repair. Lineage: Eukaryota; Viridiplantae; Streptophyta; Magnoliopsida; Fabales; Fabaceae.
AUGCGCUAUCAAGGACACAUCAAUGUUGAGUACUGCAAUAAGUCGAAUGCUAUAAAAUAUCUUUUCAAGUAUAUUAACAAAGGACCUGAUAGAGUCAAUGUUCAGAUAUCCAAUGGUGGUACCAGUGCUGACAAAUCUGAACAACAAGAUGAAAUCAAACAAUAUUAUGAUUACAGGUACCUUACUCCAUGUGAAGCCGCGUGGAGAACAUUGAAAUAUGAUAUUCAUGAAAGAUGGCCUCCAAUGUUAAGAUUAGGAUUCCAUCUUCCAAACCAACAAAGUGUUUUAUUCAAAGAGAAUGACGAUUUGGAAAAUGUGAAGGAAAACUCAACUAAAAAGGGCACUCAAUUCUUGGCAUGGAUGGAUGCCAACAAAAAGUACCAGGAGGGGAGAAAUCUCACAUAUGCAGAAUUUCCUUCCAAAUUUGUGUACAACAAAAAAUCAACAAUAUGGCUUCCUAGGAAAAGAGGCAUUUCUCUUGGUCGAUUGCAAUUUAUUGCCCCUGGAAUGGGAGAAAAUUACUACAUGCGUGUUUUAAUAAAUAGGCAAAAAGGUUGUGACAGUUUUAAAAGCAUAAGAACUGUAAAGGGUGUUGUUUAUCCUACAUUCCGCGAUGCAUGCGAAGCGAUGGGAUUACUGGAGGAUGACCGUGAGUAUGUUGAUGGAAUUUCAAUUGCAAGUGAUCUUGGUUUCGGAUCUCAGCUAAGGAAAUUAUUUACCAGAAUGCUGAUGACAAACUUGAUUUCCAGGCCACAAGAAGUUUGGAGAAAGUCUUGGACUCUUUUAAGUGAUGGGAUUUUGUAUGACAGAAGAAAAGAACUCAACAUUCCAGAUCUUCGUAUAGAGGAUGAAGAAUUACAGAACUUAUGUCUGAUUGAGAUUGAAAAAAUAUUGCAAGGCAAUGGAAGUGGAUUCUUUUUUCUAUAUGGUUUUGGAGGAACAGGAAAAACAUUUGUUUGGAAUACAUUAUCUGCUGCUUUGCGUUCAAUGGGCCUUAUUGUCUUAAAUGUCGCAUCUAGCGGAAUUGCAUCACUAUUGUUACCUGGAGGUAGAACUGCUCAUUCAAGGUUUUCUAUUCCUAUUUCAAUAAAUGAGAUAUCAACCUGUAAUCUUCGUCACGGUUCCCCAAAAGCUGAAUUAUUGAAAAAAGCAAGCCUAAUUAUUUGGGAUGAGGCACCGAUGUUAAACAAACAUUGCUUUGAAGCUUUAGACAGAUCUCUUAAUGACAUUAUGAAGACUCAGUCUACCCAUGGUUAUGACAUUCCAUUCGGAGACAGAAAAGAGUUUGAGCAUUUUCAAGCUCUUGCUAAAGCUCAAUAUCCAAAGACUCUAGGGUUCCUUAGCCCACUUUGUGUAGUCCCUUAUGUAACUUUUGCAGGCCUUGGUCUCUAUCAUCUUGGUUUCCCAAAGUUACAGUUGCAGCUGGCAAAAUGUGUUGAGGUUAGGCUUCCUGCAGCACAGAUUGUUAUGGUUUUCAUCUCAUAG